GGCUUAUUUUUUCUUAAAAGAAUAUUCGUAAAUCACCAUCCCUUCUGUAGUACCAAGGGGGCAGUGUCCAAAAAUAGAACAAAAAGAGUGCUAUACAGAAAUAAAAAUCAAUGGAACAACAUGAAAUACAGCUUUUAACCAGUCAGGAAAUAUAUAAAAGACACAAACAAGCCACUUUAACAUGCUUGGGCAAAAUCAUAGCUAUUGACAGGGCAUGGAAAAUCCUAUCAGGUUGGCUGGUAGCACCUUAGUGUUCAAGAGAGACGCUGGUUUCUUACCACCAGACAGUUGGUCCCAUAUUGAUUUGAUCACUGAAGGUGAUAUUAUCGGCUUCAGCAUAGGCUCUGUGAUGCUUCUUUGCACCAGUAGUCUCUUCCUUUUUGUCCUUCUCGGUACAAAACAGAAUAUGAGUCACGGGGAGGCAGGUGCAAGAGGGAGAUGUUGUAUUCUGUCGAUAAAAGCCAUUGCGGCACAAAAACCCAUAUGCAUUGAUGUUGGAGGAAGUUCUAUUGAUGUGUGGGAAAUAGUUAUGGGGCUGAAGAACAGGGAUGGAGAAACACGUGGCCCUCUGAAAGAUGAUGGACAACUGCCUCCAUCUUCCCUUUGGCAGCAUCCUCCCAUAUUCUUCUUUCUAUGGUAGUACCAUUCCCCUUUGAUGCUCAUCACUCUAUCCAGUGGAAUCCUGGAAUUUGCAGUGUCAUGACGUUUGUAGCUUUCUCUGCCAUAGAGCGCUAGUGUCCAGCCACACUACACAUCCCAUCAUUCCACAGGAUGUUGACACAGCCGUUACAGUGGAAUCAUAGUGUGGUGUAGCAUGGAAGCUGACACAAAGGGGCCUGUAAUCCUUUACUGUUGGGGGUAACACACGUUGCUUUUGAAACAGCAUCACAUGGGAUAGUGCAGUUCGUCAUGGUUGCUUUGGGGUGGCUAGACAUGGUUUCUUGGAGGUUUUUAAAGGCCACUUUCUUCUUCUUUUAGAUAGAUUCCCCUUCCAAAAAUCACAGAAACCUAACCAGUCAGCUUCUAUUAUUUUGGAGUGAACAGUAACAUGCCAUAUUGCUGUCUGAGAGGAACUUUCCAUGUUUCAUUUGAGAAAAGCUCCAACUCCUAGUAUCUUCCAGCCAUCCCCUGGAGGUUCUGGGAGUUGUAGUGCAAAGCAGGGACAUUUCCCAGCUGUGCAGGAGACCCGCUGGGCUCGCCCCUCAUUUGCCGGAAGCAGGCGCAAAGAGACGUUGUGCAAAAGCCUUGGGCGGUGCGACCCUUGGGCCGUCUGGGACCGGGGCAGGCUGUCCUCCCCUGGGGCGUGGAUGUGUGGGUUUAUCUCUUGGGAAUUCCAGAGAACACAGUGGUCUGGCUUGGCUCCUGCCCUCCCGCUCCUUCGCCUGGCAACACGCAUUCCAACUCCCCAGAGUUUAAAUUCCUUCCACACUCCAGGCCAGUUCCUGAAGUGUGGGGGAAGGAGGCCUUGGGCCGGCGUGCCUGCGCUUCCCUCUCGGUGCCAGCCUCGGCUACAGAUUAAGAUGCUUACCGAUCGGAAGCAUGAGUUGGAACGCCGCCUGAGUGCCGUGAUGGAGGAAAAUAAUCUCCUCCAGGGAACCGUGGAGGAGCUUCAAGACCGAGUCUUAAUUCUGGAGCGACAAAGCCAUGAGAAGGAUGUGCAGUUGCACCAGAGCCAGCUGGAACUGCAAGAGGUGAGGAUGUCUUAUCGUCAGCUGCAGCUCAAGGUGGAAGAGCUCAGUGAGGAACGGAGCCUCCAACACUUCAACUCCACCAGCACCUCCUUGUUGUCAGAGAUCGAGCAGAGCAUGGAAGCCGAGGAGCUCGAGCAAGAAAGAGAACAGCUGAGACUCCAGCUCUGGGAGGCCUAUUGCCAAGUCCGGUACUUAUGCACCCACCUCAGAGGGAACGACAGUGCAGAUUCGGCCGUCUCCACAGACUCUUCCAUGGACGAAUCUUCAGAAACCUCAUCGGCCAAAGAUGUGCCAGCCGGUAGCCUGCGUGCAGCGCUUAGCGAGCUUAAGAGGCUGAUACAAAGUGUCAUCGAUGGCACAGACUCCCCGAGUUCGCGGAGAAGUGACGACGAUGCCUUGGAAGAACAGAUCAAGCAGACGAGCGAAGAUUCAAGAGCCCUGAGGGAGCUGAUGGAAGGCGAAAGGGGGAAACUGAGGCAGAGCUUGGAAGAGCUGCAGCAACUCCACAGCCAGGUUACGCUGCUGAGUGUCGAAAUGACUUCGCUGAAGGAGGAACGAGAUCGGCUACGAGGAUCAGGGGAGGAGAAGGAGAUGAACGAACAGCUCUUGAAGGCCAUCAGGGAUCGGGAUGAAGCGAUUGCCAAGAAGAAUGCUGUCGAAAUGGAAUUGGCCAAAUGCAAGAUUGAUAUGAUGUCCCUCAAUAGCCAGCUCUUGGACGCUAUCCAGCAGAAGCUUAACCUUUCGCAGCAGCUAGAGGCGUGGCAGGACGACAUGCAGAGGGUCAUUGACCAGCAGUUGAUGGACAAACAUCCCAAGGAAUGGAGCCAGCCCACUUAUUCCUUCUCCGGCGGUCACGGGGGCAAGCGGCGCGCCAGACCCUCUCCCAUGCUGAGGCCUGAGCAGCAGGGGUCCGAGCCCAUUGGGGCAGAAGGGAAUCGCCUCUUUGCUUUCUUCAAGAAAAAUUAACGGGGGCGGAGCCACCACUCUUCCGUUACUCUCUCUGUUUUCUUUUCUUUUUAUUAUUAUUAUUUGAUUUUAAAAAUAUGUGAUUUAUUAUUAUUAUUAUUAUUAUUAUUAUUAUUAUUUUUCUUCGAGACGAAGGAAGCUGGAAAUGAAGGCGAGGUGGUGGUAGAUGGUUCUCCGUUCGGAUCGCGCGAGAAGCCGCCCAGGAGGGCCAAGGGGAGCACACCCUUCAGAACUCUGCACUAUUUGGCAACCCGCGUGGUCCGAACUCACUGUUUACAUACGUCGAAGUCAAAUUGCCGUUCUCCGGCGUGGAAAGCGGUUUGAAAGGACUUUUUUUCUACCUUGAAAGCGACGUGAUAAAACAGAAAAACCUUCAGGGGUUCCCUUGUUAGGUCUGCUCUGUUUUUGCUGUGGGGUGGGGUGGGGGUGUCUUAAAAUAGUUUUUUUUUUUCCUGCGUAAGACAAAACAUGGAAGGAGUUGGUCGGGAAGGAGCAGGUAACGGAAGGAGGGGGAGAAAUAUUUGAGCUGGCCCUGACACAGAGGCGAAAAGCUUAAUGGAGGGAUGGGAAACGUGGCUCUCCUGGUGUCGUUGGACUGUGGUUCCCAUCAGGCUUCACUGUUGCCCACGGACUGAUGGAAGUAGCAGUUGGGUGACUUCUGGAAAGCCUCACACCCUUCAUCCCUGUCGUAGUAGCUGCUAAAUUUGUGCCUCGGAGUUCAGAGAACAGGAGCCACCGGUUUAUUUAAAGCUGAGGUGGAGAAUCCUGUGACCCUCUCGAUCUUGUUGGACUGCAACUCCCAGCCCCCAUAUUGAAGCUGUGAAAGUUUGAAUGGUCAGGAUGAGCAAUGGAAUAUGUGCAAUGGGGUUUACAAGGUGCCCCCCAAGUAGAACUAAAGUUCAUGGGUGAGUCUUGGAAGGCCAGGCACCUUAUUAGAGCUUUCAAUACUGUGUGAUGUUCAGGAAAGCUGAACGCCAACUGUCUGUGGCAACAGCAGGCAUUUGGGAAAGGUUGCUUUUUAAGAUAUGACUCCCAGACGUCUUCCAACCAGUGUGAGCAGUAGUCCAUUGAGGCUAGAUUUCUAGUAAUCAUUGUGUGAAAAAAAUGUUAUCUUCCAAGCUCUGAAAAUGUACUUCCAAGGCAAGCACUGCAUCCCAUGAGCACAACUGUUUGAGCAAAAUAUUUCUGCCUGUGUUUAUGAGGGACUGCUAAAAGUUUGUGCACAGUGCUGGGCAGCAAUACAAUUAGGAUGGGACUGAGGAACAUGAAAGAACAAGGGGAGGCAUCCUCCGGGCAGGCAUACCAGGAAUGACAUUUUGUAGGGGAAGUGGAAAGGGUUGCUGUGGUUCUCCCUGUCGAGGAGUGAACCUUCCCUCUCCUUCCACAUAGAAGGCCAGGCCACAUCCCAUCCUCAUCCUAUAGUGGCAGUUACUUCUGGCUGGAAGUCAAUCCCAGGAACGUGGGCCAUUUAAGUCAGGGCAGCCUCGACCCUAUGACUUAGUCCCAGUUGGAGUAGACUCAUUGGAUCCAUUGAUAAAUGAUGGGUAAACCUGUGGGCAACUGAAUGAACCAGUUGGUUUACUCAAGUUGGGGCUUAGGAUAACAUGACCUUAGUUGAACGUGGUAGACCUCCAGGCCAUAGUCGACCCUCUCUUUAUGUUCAAACUCGUUGGGUCUGGAUCUGGGGUGGGGUGUGGCCUGCACUUUGAGUUCCUUUAGGGUCAAGCAUCCUGUGCCUUGCCUCCAGAUGUGGGGCAAUUCUACAUUGGGGAAACUUGCCAACUUCUUGAGUGAACUGUUCUAGGGCUUCCUCAAAGCAAGGGCUUUGUUUGGCCCUUACGCUCAGCUGGUGAUGCGAGUGACUUUCUCUUCCACUAAGGCAGGAACACAUGGGCUUCCAGAGGGGGAUUUGUAGCUCCCGCCUGCGCUUCCCAUUGGCUCAGCUGGCCAGCACUGAACUUGGAAGGCCAUGAGAUGCCCACCUGUCAAGCCAUCCCACUGUUUGCACCCUGUGCAGGCAGGGAAAACAAUGUGGUCUGUAUCCCUUGCUAGAUGUGAAGACACACCAGUCCCAUGGUGAACGUUGUGAAUAUGGGGUAAGAGAGUAACAUUGCACUGAAGCUGGCCUGUGUGAAAUUCGAGUUGAGUUCUUCAACAAACUUAAGGUGAAUAAUUUGAAUCGACAAUCUAUUGGUACAGUCAAGAAUCUUUCUUUUAAUUUGGGGGGGGGGGGGAGAGUAAAGAACUAGGAGGGAAAAUGGCAUCAGAAAAUACUGGUGUAUAAUAGGACUUGUAAUCAAUUUGUCUGAAGGUGGCUGGCUUGGAGACUAUUGCCGUUUUGGAUUGCCUUAAACUGAUGUAAGAACUUGUGUAUUUGAAGGGAUAAAACUGAGGGAUGGAAAGAAGAAAAUGAUGUCGAGGGGUAGCGUUUACACUAGCCCUGAAGUGGUCUUGAAAUCCUUGCAUAAGUCCCUUAGUCAAGGAAGCAUUUGGAAAGGAAACUUUGUCAGAUGGCUACUCUUAGAAACCCUCAGCCAGCAUUACGGGCCCAUUAUUGGUGACAGCAUACCUUGCUUGCAGUCCCUCAAAAGCAUAUUUUUGAACCCUCCAAUCCCUGCCACUGAUCUCUGAUGGCUUCUUAGCAUUGAAUGAAAUGAGAAUAAGGGCUUUUUAAAAAGUUAAACGUCUCUCAAGGAUUAUUGCAGUGGAACAUGGCAUGGUUUGGAUGUUCAGACCUUGAUAAGCCUUAGAGGGCGUUUCAUGCUGUGGUGGAAGCAAAUACCAACCUCUGUGAUGACCACACUAGAGAGAAUACGACAGCAUAUCGUGUGUGUCACUAGCAGGAUGCUAGCCAGUGUGGCUGAGAGAGCAGAGUAGAAGUGUCAACCCUUAGACCAACUGAUUUGGGUGUUCACACCUCCUGAGAUUCCUUCUUGAGACAACACUAUGCAGAAUUAGAUGGCAAUGUUGACACAUCCAGAGGGAGGAGGGUCAAUGCUGACGCAUGAUGUGCUGCCAUCCCAGUUGCAACUGGAUUACAUGAUCUUGAAGAACUUUUUUUGACUCUUCACCAUGAGUUGCCCAUGUUCUGCAAGAUCAAUGAUGGCUUUUGGGGCAGGGGAAUAGCAAAAUGAAAGCAAUAAAGAGAUAAUAUGGAGAAAUGGUCCUCCCUGGGAGAAUCUUAAGUGCUUCAGGAGACACUUCCAGGCGUUAGCUUUCUUCCCUGGGUCCAGAAGCACUGUCCUCUGCCUGCCAUAUAUCAGCACAGCCCCAGGCGCGGGAUUUUGGUGCCUCCCCACCCACACACCACACUGUGAUAUUACUGGACCAGAGCCAAGUGGAGGAAGGUGGCUUGGGUACAAAAGGUGACCCAGAACUGCGUUGGGACAAAUCUGAGCCAUAGCUUGAGCUAAAUUCCAGCCCCUUCCCCAAGGCCCGAGUGGUUUGAGGAGAAGACACCAGACCCUGCCAAAAACUUCCAUAAACACUGCAUGAAGACCCCCUUCCCCUCCCGCUCCGCUUUAAAAAGUACACAUCUGUGUAUGUUACCAACUCUUACUGAGGCUGGAUAGACUUCAGCCCUCAAAACGAAAGCAAUCAAUGUAUGCAAGCUAAGAGCCUGGGGAACAAGAAAGUAGGAUUUUUGUGUGCCCGUGACUGCUGUUGACCUGUUUUCCAUCAGUACAGGUGGGCACAUCUGGACCCAAAGUAACCUCAUUCACAUACAUAAAUGUGGCAAAACUGUUCCUAGUCUAUGCCAUUUAGAACAGCAAGUCAGAGCCUGCCUGGUUCAACAUCUCUCCAGGAAAUAAACACAUCUAGGCUGUUCUAAAACGGAUCUUCUCAAGGCCAGGCUAGCUUAGACCUUUUAGGCUUCCCUUCUUCUUUGUGUGGUUUUAACCCGCUGCAGGUUCUAAUUCUGAACCUAUAGGGAAGGAGCAUUUUCUUGAUAUACAUCCUGAAUGCAUCAACCCUUUCUGUUUGAACCAGAGCAGGCUUUCCCCACCUGAUGCCUCCCAGAUGUAUUAGAUGACAACCCCAUCGUCCCCAGCCUGCAGACUGGAAUCAGAGGGAUUGUAUUCCAACUUGUCUGGAAGAUACCAGGCUGGUCUGGGCCAUAAAUCAAAACAGAAUGAGGAAAGGGGGAGAGCAGGUUGUUGAUUGGCAAUAUAGACUUAUCACAAAGAACCACAGCUUUUCUCCGUGUGUGUGCGUAUGUAUGUAUGUAUGUGUGGGAGGGAGGGAUGGGAUGGGAUAGCUUUCACCUGCGAAGACCUUCAAUCUGUUAUAAUGCGUGUUUCAGCCACUUCAACUCCUUUUUCUCCUCAAAAUAAAGGACGAUGUGCCUGGUAGCUGCAGUCAAAGAGUUCACCAAGCGGAGGGGGGGUGCACACAGCAGGGAUGGGCAGACAGAAUGUAUCUAUAUAGGUAUAUGUACAUACUACACAGUGCAGUAAUUUUUGUAUGUAGCAGUACUGUAAAUAAGUGUACCAUUUUUAUAAUAAGAUAUUCUAUAAAGGCAUAUUUUAGUAGAAAACGCUGCUCUACUGCUUCUUUUGUAAAUAGUUCUCAUCUGAAUAAAAUGGGUCCUUUCUA
Anolis carolinensis (green anole) is the source of this 7253-nucleotide messenger RNA. RefSeq names its product BICD family like cargo adaptor 1 (gene bicdl1). NCBI's taxonomy places the organism in Eukaryota, Metazoa, Chordata, Lepidosauria, Squamata, Anolidae. The coding region runs from base 1080 to 2657 and encodes 525 amino acids. The record is from RefSeq and is a predicted model, not a curated record. Gene Ontology annotation, biological process: vesicle transport along microtubule; Golgi to secretory granule transport. The transcript is spliced from 8 exons.